AGCGAUUGUUACCGUAUCUAUCACUAAUAGUAAAGCGUAAUCACCCCUCUGCCAGCAUGCAUGGUUUAGUCCUGGGAAGACUCACAGCCAACCGUCGGGGACGCACUGACAUCUAGCGGCGCUUUUCAGAAAAGAGAGGUUAGUUAGCCUCUCAUCAGAAAACCUUUUGUGUCAUGGUUGCCUAUAGCAACGGAAUGAUGCUUUGCGCCUUGCUGACAAGCUAGCUAGACAAGAGCAUUUGCCACUGUAUGGUCUGUAAAUGCAAAUAUUGUAAAUCCGAAUAAUGUUAUAAUAUUAUGUAUGACCUCUGUUUCAGCUGAGCUUUGAUGCACAAAGUAAUUAAUGGAAGAAAGAUGGGAAGUUUUUCGAGGAGCAUGAAGAGGAAACACCCAAAGAUGUAUCAUCAUCACUGAAGUGUGAUACACUACUUGCACAUCGAGUCAAUAGCUGGUAACAUAAACAACACAGUGUAGAUAUGCCUCCAGCAUCAGCAGCACAAAGAAUAUCGCCCAAUCCAGACAGAGGUUUGGGCUUAAAUUUCCUGCUGGGAAAUGACUAUGAAAAGAAGAAGAAGAAACUUCAGGAGGAGCUUCAAUUGGACUACAAACAUUAUGCUGCCAAGAAAAAGGAUCUGAAAACUAGUGAACCUCAUCCACAACCCCAGGGUUUCUCCCUACCUAUUGAUGACAGAAUAUCAGUUCAGGAAAAACUAAGAGAGGAUAGAAAAAAAGAAUACAACCUCUUCCUACAAGAAAAAGCUCAAAUUGGAAGGUUAAAGAGGGGAGCACCUCCCGUUAUUUUAAAGCCUGGACAGAUUCAAGCUUCAGAUGCUGUGUACAUUUCUUCUCCAGCUUCUCCUCGGCCCAUCCUCAACACCCAUACAAACACACACCGUCCUCCCAGGGAGCGCCCUGCAUCCAGGAGAGAUGCUGCCACUCUGACUGAGAAAGUGGAUAAUGGAAAAAGCAUAGGGACUUGGGGUCCAGGCCAUCGGAGACGAAGGCGUUGGCAACUCUAUAGACCAAAAGAGCCCUAUAGCUCUGAGGAGGAGCCGAUCACAGACAAAGACGACGAGUUUGAGUUCAGACACAGGAGGCAACAAGACAGACACACUCCAGAGCCGGAGUACAAAGAGGAGAGGAGAAACAGAGAACACAGAGCUGUCAACAGAGCUCCUCGGGGCAUAAAGGAGGUGGAGGCACCUGGUCUUCAUGAUCAGAACAACAAUGAAGGGGUUUGGAAGUCAGAUCAGCAAAUGCCAGACAGCAUGAUGAUGGCUGCAAGAUCUAGAUCUAGACCUGCUACCAGCAAGGAUAAAGCAGAGUUUGCUACUGGACUAAUGAUCGGAGCAAUAGAAGAGCAGGGGGCCUCUCAGAUGAGGAAAGAAAAGUAUAAGCAAGAGCUGCUGAAACAAAUUGCUGAACAGAAGAGAAACAAGAUCAGAGAGAAGAAGCUUGGGCUGAGGGUUGCUGUCCCCGGAGUCAGAGACCUUGAGAAACAGUUUGGGGCUGUACAUCAGCAAUAUAACAACUGGAGACAAGAUGUCCCCUACAAGACUGUUGUAUACCUGGUGAAGGACCCAAAUACAAGGCGAAUUAAUGACAAACACACUGAAGACACAGAACAGAGAGGCCCCCCAGGACAGUCCCAUGUGGACUACAGUCAGCUGACAGGGAAGACAGUGCCUUGGUCUGGAGUGAGAGCAGCACAAGGUGUCCCCCCGCUGGACUACUUUAAUGAGGACUACCACAGGGACUUCUCAAACAUCCUAGGAGAGGUGGCCAACCCAAGGGUUGCUGGUGUUCCUCCUCCUCCUGUUCUUCACACUGUGACUAAUAAUUACAAGACUCCAUAUGAUGCAGCUUAUUACUACUAUGGAACCAGGAAUCCAUUAGAUCCUAAUCUUCCUUACAAUCAGAAUGACCUGCCUGGAGGGGUGCAGCAGUCUGUGAAUUUCCACAGUCUUCCUCAAAGACCACCUCCUCUCAGACCCAGUGGCCGCAUUGAAGCAACUGAUCAAGGGUCUCCCCUGGAUGUUGGAGAGCAAAAUGCAGUCAAGUCCAAGCUGAAGAGAGAGACUGCACUUAGCUACCAAGAAGCACUCAGAUUACAGGCUGCUUCCUUCCUGCUGAUACCAGAGAUCAAAGAAAGAGAGGAGUGUAAAAGAAGAGAAAAAGAAGAGAAGGAGCGGUAUGAUGCCAAGAUAGAGGCCGAGAUGAUGGCGUACAACCCCUGGGGGAGAAGUGGGGGAGGCGCUCCAAUUAAAGACCAAAAAGGCAACCUUGUUAGUGACCUGAAUCAAAUGCACAGGACCAACGAGGUGUCAAAUAGGAAUCCUGUGUCCAGGAAUAGUGGACAGACCCAAAGCUUUUCGAUGAGCAAUGGACACAGUUCCAGAGUUGAAGCCAGGGCUCCCAUUUCCCAUCGACUAUCAGGUUUCAAUGAUCAGCCAACUCCACAGCGGCUCCACAUGCAGGACAGAUACAAAGAAGAACUGAAACAACAGAUAGUGGAAAAAAAGAAAAAGCUGACAGAGGAGGCAGAACGAAUGAGGAUUGAGGAGGAGAAGGAAGAGAAGAAGCUGGCAGACCAAAGGGCUCGCAUACAGCGGGAAUUUGAGGAGGAGCAAAACAAGCGAAAGAAGAUUGAGCAUAGGCUGCAAAACCAAGAAUGGAUCCAUAAACCUCAAACACAACACCAGGAGGAGGAAAAGAGGGUGAGGCAGAAAGAAGAGAUUGAGAAGAAGUUACCUGAGAGCACCAGGGACGGAGAGCAGAAAAAGGCGCAGUUGAGUUAUGAGAGAGUGCCAUCUCCUCCGAUCCCAACCUUGCAGAGGAAGCAGACAAAUCUUGAAGCAUCCAGACCUUUGUCUGUUGUGAGCCAAGUCUCCGCCAGGACUGAGCGCUCUGUGUCAGCGCCACACUCCCGACCAGUCCCAGCGAAAAUACCCCAGCUACAAGAUGGUAAGCAGGAAGUGAUCAGAGAGCUGUCAGCCCUCCGUAGGUAUCUGAGGAAUGAGCAGAGACAACUGGAGAUUCAGCUGGACCAGACAGAUCGACAGGAGAGUCACUACACUCCCCCCAACAGACCCAAAAGACGACCCAGAGUGGAUGAAUCAACGCACAAGCAAGCUGUCCAGCCAUCAACCAGGAGUACCUCCUCUGGUGCUGCACGUGUUAAUAUACAAAAUAUCAGGGAGUUUAACCAACUUAAAUACAGAGACACAGCAUCUCGUGAGGAGGUCCACCACAUGUACCCUGACCCUCCCACUGACGAACAAAGUCUGGACAUCCAACAGCAGGCCCUUCUUCGCGAACAACAACGCAAAAUCAGGCUUAUGAAGAGAGCGGAAGAGCAUGACUUUUUGGACCAGAAACAGAACCACUAUCAUUCUAGGAAGAACCCCAGAGACUCCAUAUUGCCAUCUGAGACUGCUUUCAUUGAUGUUUACAGUGGUAAAGCAUGUGAAGAGGGGAUUCAUCAGCAGAGACGCCGUCAGCCCUCAGCAGAGCGCCAGGAGAGGACAGCACCACGGAGGAGACAUGACUAUGAUGAGGUGGCUGUGUCCAUAGAUCAGAGGGACCGUAACAUCCAACCAGAUGCUCAGCCUUUGCAGUCACCGACUAGUUUGAACCUUGAUUCUAAAGUCAGGGCCCACAACCAGCAGCGCAUCACAAGAGAGGACACUGGUGAUUCCAACAGCAGAUCAGAUUUCUGACACAUGCUUCAGUCUCGUACUAAAGCUUUGCCUUUUCAUUUUUUUAAUAACGAUGAGACGGAUGUUAACUAUUGUUUUAGAACGAUCAAACAAUUUUGACUUAAAAUUGUAGAAAUUAUGCCUAAACAAAACAAUUAUCUAUAUAUGCGUAAUUUUGAGCAUUCUUCAUUUUCUGAUUGCCAAAAGAAAUGUGUGAUGGAUAAGCCUAUGUACUCUCCAGAAGGGCUGUCUGAUGAUGAAGUGGAUGUCUUGUCUCUGCGUUCUGCCCUGGAGAGACGUGUCUCCACGGAGACUGUUGCCACAGAGGCCUGGCUGCGGCCUGGCACGUCGGAUACUGUAAAACGCUCCGGCUGUAGGGAGAGGCCAAACAGUAGGUUGGAUGCUCCACCCUGGCUGACACACCGCGUCCAAUAGCUCCUAUUAGCUGGUCUUCAAACAGUGAGGCUACUUCUUUGUCAAUCCCCCUUUUCUUUGGAUGGCUCUCCUGAGAAUGAACAUCGUUGCAUUGUGAAUGUGUAUGUUAGAUUGCAUAGUUUCAAAAGCUUGUUAAAAAAACCAGAGUCUGCCUGUAAAAAUAUCAUUGUCUGUUAGUUUAGACAAGAAACAUCUUACGCAAGACUUUCUCUCAGCAUGAAAAGUGCUUUUUUACCCUGCAGUAGAUUGUCCAUGAACAUUUUGCAAGGUGCAUAUCUGAAUGUACCGUAAACAUAUAUACGUGUUUAUGUAGUUAGUUUUGUUAUAAAUAUACACCGGAGAGUUUAUUUUAUAAUAAAAUGUUAAUUUAAUGUUGUCCUGGCUGAUCAUUCAUGGAAGAAAAAAAAUUAACCGCUAGCAGUUCUAUCAUUUAGAAGUCAGUGAUUCAGCAUUUCAAAUCGACCAAGUUCAAAAACUUUAUUGACCUAGAACCUGAUUAGAAUGCCAGAUGAUGUAUUGUACAGAAAGUUGUACAUAAUCUUUUCUGCAACAUAGAAAACUUUACAUUGCUGUAUCAUAUACAUUUUGUUUUCUACAUCCAUGAGCAGGAAUGCAUCCCAUUCAUACUUAAAGCACAGCUAACAUUUGUCAUUUUCUCUAUACAUAUACCUUUUCCCCACACCAAACCAAAGAAAAA
This is a messenger RNA of Sander lucioperca (pikeperch), 4829 nucleotides long. RefSeq names its product centrosome and spindle pole-associated protein 1. The transcript is spliced from 31 exons. NCBI's taxonomy places the organism in Eukaryota, Metazoa, Chordata, Actinopteri, Perciformes, Percidae. Gene Ontology annotation, cellular component: spindle pole; centrosome; microtubule. Gene Ontology annotation, biological process: positive regulation of cytokinesis. The record is from RefSeq and is a predicted model, not a curated record. Bases 476 to 3718 code for a protein of 1080 amino acids.